AUUUAAAGGAAGAGCUGGAUGUUUUGUAACUCAUUCAAUUGUGAAUUGUGUUCCUGAUGCUACUGUUUCCAAUAUCUCCAGCAAAAGAAGAAUUAUGUACCUUCUGUGGCCUCUACUGUUUCUGCACGUUUCAGCAGCGCGUCUGAGCUUGUUUGAUGACGGACUAAAGCAUGCAAAACAAGAGGGAAGAGUGCGACUGGUGGGAGAUCAGCCCUCAUCUGGUCGUGUGGAGGUCUACCAUGAUGGACAGUGGGGUACAGUUUGUGAUGAUGACUGGGACAUGGCUGAAGCACAAGUGGUGUGUCGUCAGCUGGGUUUUCCUGGAGCAAAAUCAUUUACGCUUGGAGGACGUUAUGGUGAAGGCUCUGGUAAAAUUUGGCUGGAUGAUAUGAAAUGUAAAGGCUCGGAGAGCUCUUUGUCUGAAUGCAGCUUCAAAGACUGGGGUGUUACUGACUGCUCACAUAAAGAGGAUGCAGGGGUGGUCUGUGAGACUGGUACAAACAUAACCAGCAAUCGUCAGUUCUCUGUGGAUAACAGUCUGGGUCUGUCUGAUGAUCUUGGUCUUCUGUUUGACAGUGGAGAUGGUUGUGAUUUCAGAAUUAAAGUAAAAGACAUCGGUGAAGAGUCAGAAUUGACUUUUUGUGUGCACAGAAUGAUCCUCGUGUUUUAUCCAGAACUAAACAUAAGAAAUGGCUCUAGAAACCUCACAGUAGAUGUCAGCCAGACCUGCCACCCUCAUGUCUCUGCGUUUCUCAGGUAUUUGUACACACGUCAGAUUGAUGUUUCCGUCACAUCAGCUCAAUGUCUGCAUCAGCUGGCGUUUACCUUUGGAGUGAAGAAGCUUAUGGAGGAUGUCGGCAGGGCCUUCACUUCACUCAUCCCUGAAGACAACACUUUCCAAACACAGGUAUCCAUGUUCGAGUAUGGCGUCCGCACAGGUGACCUUGUCCUGCAGGAGAACGUCCUUCAGUAUCUUUCCUGGAACUGUGAGUUCCUCAUAAGCUCUCCAGUGUGGAGCACCGUCUCCUUUCACAUGAUGGACGCUUUGCUGCAGCGCUCAGACCUGGUUGUGAAGGAUGAAGCUUUUCUUCUUGAAGCUCUGGAGAGAUGGAUCCAAGACAAAGGUGAUGAGAUGAGCUCAGACCAACAGGCCAGUCUCCUGAACCAGAUCCGCUUCCUCUUGAUCCCAGUGGACAAACUGUACGAAAUGCAGUUUUCCUCAAGCGUUCUCCAUCAGAAUCAUGAGAAACUGUACCUAACAGGUCUGCUCAGGGGUUUCCAGUUCAAUGCUCUGCCCUUCUCUAAGAUCAGAAAGCAAAUGUAUAACAUGAGUAGUGAGUAUCUACCCAGAAUCUACACUGGAGAUGAGUGGAGCGUAAUUUUUAAUGCAACCACUGUCAAAUACCCACGCUAUGAAUACAGAAAUGGUUAUAAUAUGGAGUAUAACUAUAACCGCGGGUAUGGUCAGAAUAACAGAAUGCAAUCCUUCUCCACUCCAGCACACCCUAGUGCUCUUUACAGAGAACAAAAGGUCUUUUGGCAAGCCCAGGUGUUUCUUAGUAGACAGGAGUGCUCUAAUUAUGGUAUUCCAUGUUAUUCAUUUCCUGUUGCAAGAAUUACUGCAAGUAGUAAUCAGAACCUGUACACUAGCACCAUUCGCUACAGCAACAGGUUGAUUCUCACCUGUAAGAAUGAAAACAAUGUCUUUCAAGUCCAAGAUUUCAAAAACAGCAUGGCUGUGAUUCCAAAUAACAGCAGUAUGGGUCUGCCGAACCCCUGUCCUGACGACUACAGUUUCAGAUUUGUAGUGCGUCCAGAGUAUAUCUGACUGCACUGAGUUCUGUUUGACUUCAGCUUCCUACCUACAGGCAUUUCAGUAUAUUCAAAUCUAGUUUAAUCAAAUCUAUUACAUUUAAAUAGUUUUUAUUUGAAUUUUUUUUUAUUAAUGUUACUCAUUCUGCAGUGAUUUCUCUCAAAUGUUACAGUUGAUUUGAAACUUUUCAUUUAAAUAUUGUCAAAAUAAAAAUGCUUGAUUUCGAAAGUGCACUUAAAAAAUAAAAAAUAACAUAUUUCUUACAUGA
This is a messenger RNA of Carassius carassius (crucian carp), 2081 nucleotides long. Its product is annotated as galectin-3-binding protein A-like. The record is from RefSeq and is a predicted model, not a curated record. Gene Ontology annotation, cellular component: membrane. Lineage: Eukaryota; Metazoa; Chordata; Actinopteri; Cypriniformes; Cyprinidae. Gene Ontology annotation, molecular function: protein binding. The coding region runs from base 95 to 1828 and encodes 577 amino acids. The transcript is spliced from 5 exons.